CCCUCCACCACGCUUCAUCCAACACCCGGCACCCGGCACAAAGCGACAGACAGAGCGAGAGAGAGAGAGAAGAGAGCAGGCAGACGAAAGAGACCCGGGGAGAGAGCAGGGGAGAGAUCUAAACGUAGAGAGAGAAGCGAGGAGACACGCAGGGAGAAACAGGGAGGGAGACGAGCAGAGAGAGAGAGAGACACGCGGGGAGAGACGCGCAGAGAGAGAGACCCGCGGAGUGACCGAGAGAGGCGGGGAGCGAGACACGCGGGGAGAGACGCGCAGAGAGAGACACGCGGGGAGACGAGCAGAGAGAGAGAGACACGCGUUUGAGAGACGAGCAGAGAGAGACACGCGGGGAGAGACGCGCAGAGAGAGAGAGAGAGGCGGGGAGCGAGGGAGAGACGGUGGAAGAGACGGAGAGACGGGGCCGGGGAGUCGGGAGAGUCGGAGGAGUCGCGCCGCGGAGCGAGGCUCUGCGGAGUCCGAGGAGCAGGGUCGGAUGUCAGGCGAGGGUCGUGAGGAUGCGGACGAAGCCGAGCCACCUUUACCUCUACCUGCCCGCGGUGUCGUGUCUACUCGUGGUGAUGGGGCUGCCCCCGGCACUGCCCCUCCCUGCCCCUUGUGCCAAGCACGAGUACCGGGACCCCCAUGGGACCUGCGCCCCCUGCCCACGCUGCCCCCCCGGGCAGGAGCUUGACCAGGAGUGCGGCGCGGGACGUGGAGGACUGGGCCUCGGUUGCCGGCCAUGCCCCCAGGGCACUUUCUCAGCGGCGGGCACGGCACCGUGCGUGCCCCACGCGGCCUGCGCGGGACGUCUCUCGCGGAGCGAGCGCAAGCGCGGGUCCAUGACGGCCGACAGCGAGUGCGGCCCGUGCCUACCCGGGUUCUUCAGUCCUGGGGAGGCAGGAGACGCGAGCCCCCCAGUGCCGUGCUCGCCCUGCAGCGCCGCCCCCGCCGGAACGGCCGCGUGUGACGGAGGGACCACGACAUCACCAACAAUAAUCACUGCCCCGUCGACAGAGGCGGUCGCACGGACGGGGACUCGCGGGGGGAAGCUGCCAGGGCUACAGGACGACCCCGUGGAAGCACCAGGCAGGGCCAGUGGGGAACGGCAACAGCAGACCCAUGGCGAUGAUCGUCAUCAUCAUGAUCAUCAUCAUCAGCAGCAAGAGGAAGACGACACGAGCGGCGGGUCAGCCAGCACAGCGGGCACCGAAUCCCCGGCCCCACGGGCCCCGGGCCCCGGCGUCCGCACGGCCACGGCGACCCCGCCGGCCUUCCCGACCCCCGAGACAUCGGAGAGCGCCGCGGUGGUGGAGGGGAGCCCGCGACCCCUGCCCGACUUCGGCUUCUUCGUGCUGGUGCCGGUGUUUGGGCUCACGGGGCUGCUCGGGGUCCUCGUCUGCCACACGCUCAAGGCGCGCCGGGCCCGCGGCGCCACGGAGAGCGUCGGCGGCGGCGGAGGAGGAGGGGGCGGAGGGGGCUCGGGGCUCGCGGGCGCCGACUGCAAGGAAGGUGCGAGCUUGCUGCUGCCGACUGCCCAGUACUACGCCGGUAACGAAGACACGAUUGGCCAGCUGGUGAAAUACUUUCUGCACAAGAACGGAAACGUGGAGGCUCUGCAAGCCUUGGCCAUGGAAUGUGGGCGACUGGAGACUACGGACAGCAUGGCGAGCGGCUUCUGCUCACCGUCCGAGACUCCGCAGCACUGCCAGCUGUCCCCCCUGCACUCCCCCCCUCCGCAUCACCACCACCACCAGCAGCAGCAGCACCAGCAGCAGCAGGCGCCCCCCCCGGGCUGGCUGCACGCGCACACGGUGCACGCCUCGCACUCGCGCUGCGCCUGCACGCGCUGCCGCCACACGCUCUGGACACAGCUGCCCUGGACCCCCUGCCCCCCAAUCGGCGCGAGGACGACACCCAGCCGCCAGGGGCGCCCUGCGGACGCCGCGGGUCAGGCCAUCGGCAGGUUCCGCGUGAGCCAAAUCCCCGAGCAGAGGGAGUGGGGGAGCGCGGCCGAGGAGAAGAAUCUCCUGGAGAUGAGCGACAGCGACGGGGACGACUCGGCGAGCGGCCACAUGGCUCUCGACAAUCCCGGGGGGCCCGGGGCCCCCCAAUCCCACCACCCGCUCCCCCGGGCGCAGACCGACACUAAGCUUUGUUUGUUAGCGUGAGUUGUGGGGGGCUAGAGCCCCCCCCCUCCCCCAACCAACCACAGUUCACGAAACUCAGCUAACUAUAACAACAGCCAAUUCCUAACCGCAUGAAGUAUUAUCGUGGUGCAGGAGGGAAUCGCUGCUGCUACUGCGUCUGUCGCUACACCAGCCUCCCCCCCCCCACUGCCCCAGUAUAAGAGUGGGCGAGCGUGUGCGUUAGACCUCUUGUUCAUCCGCAUCGGCUUUAAUAACAGAGGGCACAUUUCAGACUCGGGGACGAGUGGUUGGCGGUGCCCCCGCGGUUGAGCCGGCUCCUGCGGUGCGCCGAGUCGAUGGCCCACCGCCCGGAGGCCGCCCGUGGGUGGGACGGCGCGGGGCCAUGGCGGCACGCCGCACGACCACCGCGCACCGCGUGGCCGUGCGGAAGCUCUUCACAACGGUUCCUAUUCCUCCGCCGCGAAGGGCACAACAGCAGCGAGCGUGAGUCUGUGCGCGAGCGAGCGAGCGUGAGUCUGUGCGCGAGCGAGCGAGCGUGAGUCUGUGCGCGAGCGAGCGAGCGUGAGUCUGUGCGCGAGCGAGCGAGCGUGAGUCUGUGCGCGAGCGAGCGAGCGUGAGUCUGUGCGCGAGCGAGCGAGCGUGAGUCUGUGCGCGAGCGAGCGAGCGUGAGUCUGUGCGCGAGCGAGCGAGCGUGAGUCUGUGCGCGAGCGAGCGAGCGUGAGUCUGUGCGCGAGCGAGCGAGCGAGUGGGAGCGUGCUCGGUGAUUAGCGCACUGCGCAAUGAACCCCGGCGGCCCGAGUUCAAUUCCCACUCGCGGCCAAUAAUGGUGGCAGAUAUUUUUUAACCUCCUCCGAGGUCGACUCAGCUUUCACUGAGUAGCCUGGUGCAGUGUGUAAACCUUAGUACUGGGGAGACAAAGACGGCCGGGUGUGGUGCUGGCCACCCACUCGACCUCGUGUGCAGUGUCGGACUUGAUAGGUGCUGGCUAACAGCGUUUGCCCCCAACGGUCUGUUAAAGGCUAUACGGGGGAUCUUGAUCUUUGCGUGAGUGUGCGUGUGUGUGUGCGCGUGUGCGAGUGAGCGUGGGCUGCAGGACAGACAGGGUUUCACGGGGACAUUUUUCCCGAAAAGCCACCGCGUGAACAUUCGGAGCACACGUCUCCAGCUCUGAGCAAUUCGCAUUUCAGUUUGGGUCUCCGUGCGAUGGUCACUGGCGCCACUGUCGUCAGUGAGAGGGGGCACCGCCGCCGAGUUUGUGGAUCAGAGGCAGCCGAACGGGCCUCGGAAGCGGUUCCGUGAUAUCACCUUCCACGGGCCGCUCUCCGACCGUCACACAGCUCACAGCUAGAGGUCCAAAUGAACAUUUCUGUCUUCGCGAUGGCGCUCGGCACAGUGAAGCUACCCAUUGCGUUAAGUUGCGGUUGUGGUCGGCCGCGUCAGACAGCUGAAGUGAAAAUAUUAAUUUGGUGGGGAACUCACUCCAGAAAGUUGGGGUUGAUCUUCUCUUGAGUUGUCUUUGUGCAGCUGACCACCACACGCAGAGAGGGGCAGCCGAUGCAGAUGGACUCUCCACAAAUCGUGGAGCCAUCCCGAGGGCACGAUCCUCCUCCGCCCCCCACUUAAGCUGACUGGUUUACACGCACGCAGGGCUUAAUCUCAUGGAAUACAGCCAGGGCCCCCCAACUCCCGGAUCCCACCCCGCCAACCCCCCCCCCGCCCCCCCUCGACAAUUAAUAUCUUCUGAACUUCAGCCCUGGGCAGCUCCGACUGAGAUUAAUCUCUCUGCAUGUGAAUCUAGUGUAGGUAAGACAGCCUUAUGCGUAGUAUUUAUAAACUAGCAUUAUUCCUCCUACUACAAUGUUUAUUUAAUAGUUUUAUUAUCACUAUGGUUGCGUGUUGAUAUUAUAUUUAUUGCCGUCUUGGCCGCUCGUGACGUUCCUGGUUGGUUGGAGCCACUUCCCCGCCCCGGGUUCUGGCGUGAGCAUGGCCAGUGGGCGACUCAAUCCACCCCCUCUGACGGUACACGACUCACGUCCACACGACCCGCGUGCACACGGGGUGGGGGGGGGGGGCGACGAAACUCAGGAACCGUGGCCAAUUGAGGACCAUUCACAGGCGGGCCCUUUGUUAAUCCACUGCUGGAUGGCCAUCCUUCACCGCAUUGGACAGCAGCGGUGCGUGUUUUGGGUUAAGGUUGGAGAAGCGGAGCGCAAAACUGCGUCAGAUCUCACCCGUUCGCCACUCGCCAAUGUUGGCCGCAGUCCGGAGUCGAACCCGUGCUGCAGCUGGAUGCGAAGUGCAGUGUGCUAACCGCCGCGCCACUGCUCUCGGCGUAUAUAAUUUGGUUAUUGAAUAUACGAGCGGAUUUGUGCUGCGGAGAUCAAUGCAGACGCGUUGGGGGGGGGGAGAUCAUUCGAGCGCCCUGGGCGCAACGGGUCGAGCGAGACUCCAAAGCAAAGCGGUGCCACUUCAGCAGCGCCACUUCAGCAGCGCCAUCACCGUCAGCCGUGAUUCAUCCACUGCUAGACGAGUGCCUCGCCAAGCAAGUCGCUCGUAGCUCGAGGAACUGCCGCAAUCGACGGCACAGAUGCAAACGUUUCCCGAGUUGUAUCCGCACCCGGCACCAGAAGGUGGGCCAUGACGCUCAAUCAACGCCGAGCCGUGCUGUGGUGGCGCUUUGGAUGGCAAGGGUUGGUGGAUCACACGGAGAUGUGUGAAGCUCCCAUACUACGCUGGGCUGCGGGAUUGUUGACCACAAGGUGGCAGCCACACCACGUGGGUUCAUGAACCCAUCUGUGCGGAGUGUUUUGGCUGUCGCAUAGUCGCUACGUGCGUGGGCGGGCAGUCUCCGUGUUCUCCCCGUUUCAUCUCCCACACUGAGAAUGUAACUCUCGCCAAUAACGGAAUUGGCCAAACAUCCCGACAAAGCACGACCCUCUUGAAAACAACAGAGUCACGGGACUCUCGUGGGUAAAUAAAGGGCAUUAUAGUUCAGUAGAUAUAACACAAACAUGGGCACAAUACCGAUCCGCAAAGCGACGAAAAUUGGUGGGUGGCUGGUGUGAAGGGGAGUCGAGGCGGGGCGGGGGGCUCACUAACUCCUGCCCCCCACCCCCACUCUCCUCUCCAUCAUCUCCCGGCUCCCUGCCCCCCUCCCGUAAUUUGAUUUCCCCGUCGGCUUCAGUGCCUGCUUGACCUUUCAUCUCGGCGGUGCAGCGGAAUGUCGAGACAUCCAUCUCGGCAUAAGAGGAGGUCACGCGCGCGCUCCUGGGCACACAGGGACGACGCGGGGACUCGUCUCUCCCGAUAGCUGAUCAACGGAAAUGUCAACCGUGUGUCCGGACAGGAUGCAGAGAAUAUUGCGAAUGUAAGAGCAGCAGUAUGAUGAAGAGGUGGGGGAGCGGUGUGAUAUUGUUAUCUAGGUGAUGAGGGCCAUGCCCCCCCCCCUCCUCCCUUCAUCCCUUACACCCCCCACCCCCCAUUGCUCCAUUCGUACUGCACUUAGAUGAAUGGAGUCGUUACAAAAUACCGGGGGGCUGCCCCCCCCCCCCGCCUCCUUCGCUAGAAUUUAAUUGCCUCAAUCUCCAUCUGUUUAUUUAUGCGCAUGGGGUUCUGUGUAUGCAUGUGCCCAUGCUUAAAUCUGUGUGUGUCUGUCUUGUGUGAGUCUGUCUUAUGUGUGUCUAUGUGUGUCUGUCUUUUUGGUCUCUGUGUGCGUGUGUGUGUCGGUGUGCGUGUGUGUGUCGGUGUACGUUUGUGUGUGUGUACGUGUGUGUCAACCAACGUGUGUGUGUGUGUGUACCAGUCGGAGGAUGUACCGAUGUAUGUGUGUGUGAGUGUAUCAAUGUACGACUAUAGUACUUUAAUAAUCCACUGCUGGAUGAAGGCCUCCCCACGCCAUGUUGGUCACAUGGGUUGUGUGAUCAUACCUCACCACGCUGGGAGAUGCGGGUUGGUGAAGCGGGGAGUGGAGCGGGGCACGACCGGUUCGGAUUAUGACUCGCCACUCAUGUCAGCCGUGGCCGGGAUUCGAACUCAGGUGGCCGGAUUAGUAAUGCAGCGCGCAAGUGUGUGUGCCUCUUUACCGAGGUAAUGAUGUGUUGACCUGCAUACGUUGUUAGUACCUGUCUGUGUAAGUAUUAUAUCUGCGUGCUGACACCUAUUGUGCACCAAUAUGUGUGUAUGUACCCCUGUGCUGGGUCACGUAGCCCGCAUGCCCAGCCACCGCAUGCCCAAGAAGCUUAAGUUUGGCCGCAUAGAGGGGGCUAAACGGGCUGGAGCAGAGAUGGAGUGAUGCGGUACGGGAGGAUGUGGAGCUGAGUGGACUUGCCGAUGACUGGUACCAGCGGUGUCAAUAUCGGCCUCGAUGGAGGAGGCUCGUGAAGGACGCUACUGGUCAGUUGGAGGCAGUCGCCCUCCAGCAACAACGGAGGGCGGAGGAGCGACGCUCACAACAACGAGCGGAGCGCCCGGCGGCUAAAAUAUAGCAAGUUGGCACAGUAGGGGUAAAGCUGGUGCAUCUACCAGUCAUCUCAGACAGCCAACCUAUGGCACCUGGGUCUGUCCCGAGACCACCUGCCAGCGAGCCUUCGACACUUCACGUGUCCUCUAAGGGGCACCUAGCCUGGCACAGGCGCCGUGGUGACGUCACUGUCACUCAGUGGCUAAUGACGCGGGGUAUUGGUACUGGUGUUUGUGUGCAUCUAACAAUGCAGUGCGCGCGCCAAGUCUGUGUCUAUUCCCAUGUUGAUGAGUGUAUCUACCCAUGUCUGUAUGUACCCAUGUGUGUAUGUACCCAUGUCUCUGCGUGUACGUACAGCCGCGCGUGUGUGCGCGUGUAUGUCACGUGUGUAUAGCAAUACGUAUAGCGAAACUGUUACUUGAAAAUGUUACGUCCCCCCCUUCCCCCGCGCAGGGGGGCUAAAGGGGGGCGGGACCCCCUAAUUUAAACCUGUGGAGUGGAGAGAGAGCGGACAGGCGGUGUGAGAUCGCUGAAGUGCAGAGUAAUAAAUACAGUUCUGUGUUUCUCUUUCGA
Lethenteron reissneri (Far Eastern brook lamprey) is the source of this 7179-nucleotide messenger RNA. Its product is annotated as tumor necrosis factor receptor superfamily member 19L-like. The record is from RefSeq and is a predicted model, not a curated record. Lineage: Eukaryota; Metazoa; Chordata; Hyperoartia; Petromyzontiformes; Petromyzontidae. Gene Ontology annotation, biological process: apoptotic process. Gene Ontology annotation, molecular function: protein binding.